GCAUCUCGUCGACGUUGCGAUACCAAGACGGCAAGGGCCCAACAAUCCCAUCUGCUGGGCACGGCAUCUGGCGGGCUGUCAACCGUGCCGAGAACGCUGGGCGCUGUAUGCGGAGGCGCUAUCGUGGAUGGGACGGCACUGUUGUUGGUAAUGAUGAUGAUGCCGACUCUCGGUACUGCAUCCGAUGCUUGGAAACCUGGCUGUGAACAUCGGCGUUGA
Colletotrichum orchidophilum is the source of this 219-nucleotide messenger RNA. RefSeq lists its product as uncharacterized. Lineage: Eukaryota; Fungi; Ascomycota; Sordariomycetes; Glomerellales; Glomerellaceae. The transcript has a single exon. The record is from RefSeq and is a predicted model, not a curated record. The annotation marks the transcript as partial.